AUGGCAUGUCCGGAGGGGCAAAAAGUUGCUUUUGGUACAUAUUCUCUGGUGGAAGAAGCUGAGUAUUGGUGGGAGAAUACUCGCCAAUGCCUAGAGGUUGAAGGUCAAGAUGUGACAUGGGAUGUCUUCGAAAGGGUAUUUUUGGAGAAGUACUUUCCUGAGGAUGUUAGGAACAAGAAAGAGAUGGAGUUCUUGGAGCUCAAGAAGGGAAACCUGAUUGUGGCUGAAUAUGUAGCCAACUUUGAGGAGUUGGUGAGGUACUUUCCCCAUUAUCAAGGGAGAGAUGGUGAAAGUUCCAAAUGUGUAAAGUUUCUGAACAGCUUGCAACCUAAAGUGAAGCAAGUUGUGAAUUACCAAGGUGUUCGUCAAUUUCCACUCUUGGUUAACAUGUGCCGGAUUUGGGAUGAAGACUCUCGAGACAGGGUGAGCUAUUAUAGGAGUAUGGUUCCAAUGAAGAACAAAAAGAAUGGACCUCAACAUCAGGGAAACCCGUACUCGACCCCUCCUAAGAAAUAUGGUAGUCGCCCCAACAAUCAGAAGACUGUUGCUAUGGGGUUUGUGGGUGGUAGUGGUAGCAAAUCCAAUACUUUCCCCACUCAUAUCACUUGUUAA
Molecule: messenger RNA, 612 nt
Organism: Glycine soja
Lineage: Eukaryota; Viridiplantae; Streptophyta; Magnoliopsida; Fabales; Fabaceae
Exons: 1
Coding region: 1-612 (203 amino acids)
Source: RefSeq, a predicted model, not a curated record